GUCUUUCGGACUACGGCAUUCACUAAAUUCCGGGGGUUUCAGUACCGCGACGUAAAAUGGGCGUUCCUAGGGGUGUGACAAAGACGCCCCCUUAUUAAAAAAUAAAAAAUACAGGUGACCGAACAUGCGCAGAAUACUUUUUUUGCGCGGGCAUUCCCAGGAUCUGCAGGCACUUUUUUUCCAGGGAUUUCAGGACAGCGUAACAGAUAUUGCGUCAUAGGGUAGGCGUGGCCUAUUUUGAGAAUCUGCGUAGGUCAACAAUCAUGCGCAGUUUGGGAAGAAAAGCCUUUUUCUGUAGAUCUGUCAGUGAUCAGGGGUUUUUACAUCUAUUCUGCUAUAACUUCAGAUACCUGAUCACAGUGGUUUCAUGUUUGAAAAAUACUAUUGCCAAGAAAUGCUUAUUUCACUUAAAUAAUCUCAAAGUCUUAUUGACUUUACAUCAAUUCUAUUGUGUCCUAUCAUGCAAGACUUUUUAACCUCAGUAUCGUUUCCUGUUGUUGCCCCAUUAUAAAAAAUAAACAAACUCAUAAUUAUCUAUGUUUUCAUACUCAACUUUAUUUACACAGGAUGAGCAAAGUUGACAGUUUGAAUAACUAGUUAAUUUAGCAUUUACAGGAUUAAAAAAAAAAACCAAUAGUUACCGAUAUAACUGUUUUGUCCUACAUCUUACAUGUCAGAUCCUGCCAAUGCCCGCGCAACACAAAAUUAUUCUGCGCAUGUUCGGUGACCUUGUUUAUUUAUUUAUUUUAUUUUAUUUUGUAAGGGGGCGUUUUGCCACACCUCCAGAAACGCCCAUUUUACGUCGCGGUACUGAACCUCCCGGAAUUGAGUGAAUGCCCCUUUGCAGUACCUUAGUUUUCCUGCGCGUCGUUUGCAGAUAUCGCGAGAGCGGCUGUUGGGGUUAGCAGCAGGGUGAGGGAGAGACGAGAGAGAAGGUAAGCGGAGGAGGCUACAUCAUGGCGGACAGAGACAGCGGUAGCGAGCACGGAGGAUUCGCCACAGGCCCCGGUGGCGGCCCGAUGCACCAGGGGGCGAUGGGCGCUUCAUCGCGGCUCCAACAUGACACGGAGGAGCUGGCGUCGAAGCGCGUCGACAUCCAGAACAAACGCUUCUACCUGGACGUGAAGCAGAACGCCAAAGGCCGCUUUCUGAAGAUCGCCGAGGUCGGGGCUGCGGGAAAUAAGAGUCGCCUGACCCUGUCCAUGUCAGUAGCCGUGGAGUUCCGUGACUACUUGGGCGACUUCAUCGAGCACUACGCACAGCUGGGCCCCAGCCACCCGGACACAGUGCAGGACGAGCCGCGGCGAGCGCUCAAGAGCGAGUUUCUAGUGCGGGAGAAUCGGAAGUACUACAUGGAUCUGAAGGAGAACCAGAGGGGGCGGUUUCUGAGGAUCCGACAGACCGUGAAUCGGGGCCCCGGCUUGGGCACGGCGCAAGGCCAGACCAUCGCUCUUCCAGCGCAGGGGCUGAUCGAGUUCCGCGACGCUUUGGCCAAGCUCAUCGAUGACUAUGGCGUGGACGAGGAUCCGGCGGAGCUGCCCGAGGGCACGUCGCUCACCGUGGACAACAAGCGCUUCUUCUUUGACGUGGGCUCGAACAAGUAUGGCGUGUUUAUGCGGGUCAGCGAAGUGAAGCCGACGUACCGCAACUCCAUCACAGUGCCGUGCAAAGUGUGGUCCAAGUUCGGUGCCACGUUCUGCAAAUACGCGGAUGAAAUGAAGAAGAUCCAGGAGAGGAGCAGGGAGAGGAGGGCGCGCGAGCUCUUACCGGAGGCCCUGCACGGCGAUGACGGGGAGGAGGAUUAAUGGACGUGACGCUUAACGGCGGAGGACGGAACAUAGCCUACUUUUCGACGAAAUGGUCAUGUAGACAGAAGUUACUGUAAAAGAAAUGCCGCGAUGGGAGAUUUCACUGGAUCGUCAUCCACACGCAACACUCACAGAUUUUUGCAGUUGCAUCACUUCGUUCAUCGACCGGUUAUUAUCCACUUACUCAACCAUAUAAAAGUAAGCCGCUGCUAUCAAUAACACGAUCCACGAACUGUGUCCGAGACGGUCAGAAUGUCAUAGGUCGGAGUUGUGUGUUUGCCCAUGCGUUUUUUUGUACACGUCCAAGCUAUUAUACUGAUAGGAUACUGUUACAAAGUGCAAAUUGAAAAAGCGAAAAAAGGAAAACAAAUGCUAAGACUUUCUAGCACAAAGCUACUGUAUUUGGGACCAUGUGAACCAAAUUUUUAAUAUGGGGAAAAAAAAGGAAAUCUCCGUUUGAAGGUACGUUUAGGAUGAAGUGCUGUUUGUAUUGUGGGCUCACGCGCACAGUCCAUCUGCUGAACGGAUCUCGACCGAGGAAUUCGUGCACUUGUACUCAUAUGCCUUUUAAAAGCAUAAAG
Molecule: messenger RNA, 2389 nt
Organism: Ictalurus furcatus (blue catfish)
Lineage: Eukaryota; Metazoa; Chordata; Actinopteri; Siluriformes; Ictaluridae
Product: transcriptional activator protein Pur-alpha-like
Exons: 1
Coding region: 957-1805 (282 amino acids)
Biological process (GO): regulation of transcription by RNA polymerase II
Cellular component (GO): nucleus
Molecular function (GO): DNA-binding transcription factor activity, RNA polymerase II-specific; purine-rich negative regulatory element binding; RNA polymerase II transcription regulatory region sequence-specific DNA binding
Source: RefSeq, a predicted model, not a curated record